Molecule: messenger RNA, 375 nt
Organism: Saprolegnia diclina VS20
Lineage: Eukaryota; Oomycota; Saprolegniomycetes; Saprolegniales; Saprolegniaceae
Exons: 1
Coding region: 57-281 (74 amino acids)
Source: RefSeq, a predicted model, not a curated record
GCGAUGAGUGGUGGAGCUGGUGUAAGUCAGUCCGAACAAAUUAUCCCCCUUGGAAGAUGGUCGCCGCUAAAGCCGCCCGCUGGCACAAGAUUGGUUACGGUAACUUCAUCGUCCACGAGUUGAAGCGCCCGUACUUCCGCCCGUUCGUCUACGGUGGCCUCGCGUCGCUCUUCAUCUGCGGCUACCUCCCCACCAAGGGCGCGACCGACGAAGACAAGGCCAAGUCCGACUACUGGAAGCGCGUGAACGGCAAGUUCGACUACCUCGCCGAGCACCACUAAGCGCUAGACCAGCCACGAUAUACUGCUGACGAGGCGCAUAAGAUCUCAUGUUGCUGCUUGUAUUCUUCGUACGAUUAUGACUUUUUGAACCCGU